AUGGCGGUGGGGGGGGCAGGGGAAGGACCAGACAUGAAUGAACCAACUGGCAGAAGAGAUGACACCUCACUGCAGGGCAUGGUGACUACCACCACAGCUGUAAGAGAAGUAGAAGAAGGAGAAGAAGAUGUGGCAAUGAGAGCAGUGCUCCCGCGGCUCAGUGAUGCUGCUGUCUCUGCCUUCAACCUGGCUUUCUUGAUAGUCACAGAGACUGCUGCCACACCAUGA
This is a messenger RNA of Blastomyces gilchristii SLH14081, 228 nucleotides long. RefSeq lists its product as uncharacterized. The transcript has a single exon. Lineage: Eukaryota; Fungi; Ascomycota; Eurotiomycetes; Onygenales; Ajellomycetaceae. The record is from RefSeq and is a predicted model, not a curated record. The coding region runs from base 1 to 228 and encodes 75 amino acids.